Oryzias latipes (Japanese medaka) is the source of this 3880-nucleotide messenger RNA. RefSeq names its product hexokinase 2 (gene hk2). The record is from RefSeq and is a predicted model, not a curated record. Gene Ontology annotation, biological process: glucose 6-phosphate metabolic process; intracellular glucose homeostasis; carbohydrate phosphorylation. NCBI's taxonomy places the organism in Eukaryota, Metazoa, Chordata, Actinopteri, Beloniformes, Adrianichthyidae. Gene Ontology annotation, cellular component: mitochondrion; cytosol. Gene Ontology annotation, molecular function: ATP binding; fructokinase activity; glucokinase activity.
AAUAUUAUGACGUAUUCAACUCGUCCUGUCCAGGAAGUUGGGAGUUUCUUGAUUCUUUCAACUUCGUAUUUAGUGUAUGUCAAGACUGCCAGAUAGCCAAUAGAAAACAAUUUUAAGAAGGCGGAUAUAUCUUAGAAAAACAAAACGCAACAUUAGUUCGUCCCUCAGGGACGCAAUUUUUGUGAACAAGCUUCCUGAAAAGUCGUUAGAGACGGAGAACGUGGACGCCUGAAAUCAACUAAGAUGUUAGCUUCAAGCCUGUCCGCUAAUACCAGCGCCGAACUUCGUAAUGAACAAGUACAAAAAGUGGACCAAUUCCUGCAGCAGUUCAUGGUGUCAGAUCAGGCUGUGAUGGAUUUGUCCCUGAGGUUCAGGCGCGAGAUGGACAAAGGCUUGUGCAGAGACACAAACCCCGCGGCUGCUGUCAAGAUGCUGCCCACAUUUGUGCGCUCUACUCCCGACGGAACAGAACAAGGGGAAUUCCUGUCUCUUGACCUGGGUGGGUCCAACUUCCGAGUUCUCCUGGUGAAAGUCAAGGCUGAUGGCGAGCAAAAGGUGGAAAUGGAAAACAAGAUUUAUGCCAUUCCUGAGCACAUCAUGAGAGGCUGCGGGUCCGGCUUAUUUGACCACGUGGUUGACUGUCUGGCUAACUUUAUGGAGAUGAAGGGGAUAAAGAAUAAAAAACUUCCUCUGGGCUUCACCUUCUCAUUUCCAUGUCUGCAAACCAAACUGGACGAGAGUGUCUUGUUGUCUUGGACCAAAGGCUUCAAGCUAAGUGGAGUUGAAGGAAAGGAUGUGGUCAGCCUUUUGAGGGCCGCUAUUAAAAGGCGAGGGGAUUUUGACAUUGACGUGGUGGCAGUGGUCAAUGACACAGUGGGAACCAUGAUGACCUGUGGCUAUGAAGAUCAGUACUGUGAAAUUGGUCUGAUUGUGGGAACCGGCACCAAUGCCUGCUACAUGGAGCAGAUGAGGAACCUUGACCUUCUGGAUGGAGAUGAAGGGCGGAUGUGCGUGAACACCGAGUGGGGCGCUUUUGGUGAUGAUGGUGCCCUGGAGGAUAUUCGCACCAACAUAGACCAGGAGAUAGAUUCAGGAUCCCUGAACCCUGGAAAACAGCUGUUUGAAAAGAUGGUUAGUGGGAUGUACCAAGGCGAGCUGGUGCGUCUCAUCCUGGUGAAGAUGGCCAGACAGCGGCAGUUGUUUCAGGGCAGGACGACCCCAGAGCUCCUCACCACUGGACAUUUCAGCACCAGCUACAUCUUCACCAUCGACUCAGACAAAGAAGCAGAAAGUCUGGCAAGUGCUGAAAAGGUUCUGCGCGGCCUGGGUCUGGAACCAUCGCUGGAGGACUGCAUAUGCACCCGGCGGGUGUGUCAGAUAGUCUCCACUCGGGCCGCGCGCUUGUGUGCCGCCACUCUGGUGGCAAUACUUCGACAGAUCCGGGACAACAAAGCCGCUGAGAAGUUGCGCACCACCAUUGGUGUGGAUGGCUCUGUUUACAAAAAUCAUCCAGAAUUUUCUAGGAGGCUGAAUAAAUUGGUGCGGCGGCUCGUUCCAGACUGCGACGUGCGCUUUUUGCAGUCUCAAGACGGCAGCGGGAAAGGCGCCGCCAUGGUAACAGCGGUGGCACACCGCCUUGCUGCUCAGCAAAGGGAGCGCAAGCUCGUCCUGGACGCUCUGCGUUUGAGCCGUGAACAGCUGCUGGAAGUGAAGAGGAGGAUGACCGAAGAGAUGAUGCGAGGCCUAGCGAAGCAAACGCACGAGCAGACCAGCGUCAAAAUGCUGCCCGCCUUUGUCCGCCACACCCCAGACGGAACCGAGAAUGGAGAUUACUUGACUUUGGACCUUGGGGGCUCCAGCUUCAGGGUUCUUCUAGUGCGAUUACGAAGUGGAGGACAUCACAAAGUAGAAAUGCAUCAGAAGAUCUACAGUGUUCCUCAGGAGACAAUGCAAGGCACAGGGGAAGAGCUCUUCGACCACAUUGUGCAGUGCAUUGCUGACUUCCUGGAGUACAUGGGCAUGAGUGGAGCCUCUCUACCUCUGGCAUUUGCUUUCUCUUUUCCCUGUCAUCAAAACAAACUGGAUGAGGGCAUCCUUCUGAAGUGGACAAAAGGGUUCAAAGCCAGCGGCUGUGAAGGAAAAGAUGUCGUUACGUUACUCAAAGAAGCUGUUCGGCGCAGAGGGGAAUUUGGCUUAAGUUUUGUGGCGGUGGUGAAUGACACGGUGGGAACGAUGAUGACCUGCGGCUACGAAGACCCCAAAUGUGAAGUGGGUCUCAUUGUUGGCACAGGGACCAACGCCUGCUACAUGGAGGAGAUGCAUAACAUUGAAGUGGUGGAGGGCAAUGACGGACAAAUGUGUGUUAAUGUGGAGUGGGGAGCGUUUGGUGACAACGGCGAGCUGGAUGACUUUCGCACCCAGUUUGAUCGUGCAGUAGAUGAGGGCUCGAACUACCCCGGGAAGCAGAGUUAUGAGAAGAUGAUCAGCGGCAUGUACCUGGGUGAGAUAGUGAGGAACGUCCUGCUGGACUACACCGAGCGAGGUCUGCUGUUUAGGGGCAAAGUGUCCGAACGACUGAAGACCAGGGGCAUCUUUGCGACAAAGUUUCUGGCACAAAUUGAAAGUGACCGCCUAGCCAUGCGGCAGAUCCGCUCCAUCCUGCAGCACCUGGGUCUGACUGGCUCCACCUGCGACGACAGCGUGCUGGUGAAGGAAGUGUGCAGCGUCGUCGCUCGGCGGGCUGCUCAGCUGUGUGGCGCCGGUUUGGCUGCUGUGGUUGACAAGAUGCGCCAGAACCGCAAUCUGAACCAGCUCUCCGUCACUGUGGGAGUGGACGGCACCCUUUACAAGACACACCCUCAUUUCGCCAGCAUCAUGCAGGAAACCCUGCAGGAUUUGGCCCCACAGUGUCAGGUGACGUUCCUGAAGUCUGAGGACGGGAGUGGAAAGGGAGCCGCUCUGAUCACUGCUGUGGCCUCCAGGAACAAGAGCUAAACCCCCCGAGACAGACGCAGCACUGACGGGAUGGAUUCACUGAGGUGGAGGGAAGUUACACGCUCUGAUGAGAUCUGCUCUGUAGCCCCCAACUUUUUAGUUUUUAGUUGUUUGUGUUGUUUUAGGAAACCGUCAGACAUUUAGAGACAGGCUGUAAAGUUGGUUUUUAAAAGUUGAUGCAGCGAUGUUGCACUGUGAAAUCAGACUGUUACGAGCUCCAGGGUCGAUUUUUGUGAGCUUUGUAUUUUUCCCAGCUGUUCUAUUUUUAAACAUCUGUAAUUUAUAGCAGAUUUCAGCACAUUUACAGGUCAAGGUCAGAAAAACCAUCCAUCACCUGUCAAAAGCAGCACAGAAAAGGCCAUAUUUUUAUAUAAGUCUCCAAUCAAUUAGAAAUCUAUGUAUGUGUUUCAGGAGGUUUUUGUUUAGCUAUUUGAAUUAAAAAAUAUUGAGAAUUCCAUUUAUAAAAGUGCUUUCUGUCUUGUUAACAUUUUUACUUCUUGUUGAAUUUGAAUGAAAACACAUGCAUGAAAUUUGUAUGAAACAGUUUUGUGUGAAGAUGAAAAGUGAACCCGUGAAUAAUCAUGCGAUGGAAGUUAUUAUGAUGCAAUGAAAGAAAAGACACUCGCUUGUUUCGGUCAGACCUGGCGACUUGCAGAGGUCUUGAGCUGCUUUUCUGUAAGUAAAGAACCUGGAUCAUAUUUGGAGCUGUGACUCCAGGUUAUAGAGAUGGAAGCGGGACGAGUCUGGAGAUAUUUGCCUUCUUGACUGCUGCAUUUUACCUUACAACCAAAUAUCGACACAAGAGCUCAUCUGUCUGCUUCACAAAAAAAAAAAAAACUUCAAUGGAACAAUGUAGAAAAAAUAAAAAUAAAGAGUUACACAAGUU